Molecule: messenger RNA, 1960 nt
Organism: Phalaenopsis equestris
Lineage: Eukaryota; Viridiplantae; Streptophyta; Magnoliopsida; Asparagales; Orchidaceae
Product: sodium/proton antiporter 2-like
Exons: 10
Coding region: 81-1844 (587 amino acids)
Biological process (GO): sodium ion transport; transmembrane transport
Cellular component (GO): membrane
Molecular function (GO): antiporter activity
Source: RefSeq, a predicted model, not a curated record
AUUGCGUGGUUUGUAUGUAAAUCGGUAUCGCACGGACCGAGGCUGGAAACACACUCGGGCUCCCUCCAUCUCUCUCGGAAAUGGCCUUCUCCGCCUCCUGCUCGUUCGGAUGCCCAUCCCCACAACGCUCAGUCUCCAUAAAGAGCCCUGCAGCGGCAACCUGCUGCACUUCAUCUCUCCACAUCGCGCGAUUUCAGCUUCAAAUUUACCCCCGUUUUCCACCCUUACCGGCAUUCUCCUUGUGUCGCCAGCGAAGGCAGCGCGCCAGCGUGACCGUGGGGGCGGAGGAGGAAGCCAAAGGUUCUUUCCCUCUUCAGCGAGGGAAAACUGCUGUCGGCGGUGGAGAGUACAAGGAGCUCAUGGAUGGUUCUGGAGUAUGUGAUCCCCUCUGUUCGGUUGAUGAAGUAAGCUCGCAGGAUUUCAAAGCUAAUUACCAGCCCAAGCCUGAUCUACUAAAAGCUCUUACCAUUCUUAUAUUGGCUCUGGCAGGGGCCACUGCUAUUAAUCAUUCCUGGGUGGCUGCAAAUCAGGAUACUGCCAUGGCUUUGGCGUUUGUGCUAGGUUAUGCAGGCAUAAUUUUUGAAGAAUCUUUAGCAUUCAACAAAAGUGGAGUAGGAUUAUUGAUGGCUGUGUGCUUGUGGGUUAUCAGAAGUAUUGGGGCUCCUUCAACAGAUAUUGCUAUUACUGAAUUGACAAGAGCAACUGCUGAAGUGAGUGAAAUUGUAUUUUUCUUGCUUGGUGCAAUGACUAUAGUGGAAAUUAUUGAUGCACAUCAAGGUUUUAAGUUGGUUACUGACAACAUUGCAACACGAAAUCCUCGAAUCUUGCUUUGGGUGGUAGGUUUUGUUACUUUCUUCCUUAGUUCUGUUCUUGACAAUCUAACCUCAACAAUUGUUAUGGUCUCUCUUUUGCGGAAAUUAGUUCCUCCGUCGGAAUAUAGAAGAAUUUUAGGAGCUGUUGUUGUGAUAGCAGCAAAUGCUGGAGGUUCCUGGACACCGAUUGGUGAUGUCACAACAACCAUGCUUUGGAUUCAUGGACAGAUAUCUUCUUUAGCAACAAUAAAGGCCCUGUUUAUUCCGUCUGCUGUAUCAUUAGCUGUGCCAUUAGCACUGUUGUGUCUCACAAGCGAAGUUAAUGAUGCAAGUGGGCAACAUUCUACUGCACUGGGGUUGGAAAAAAUGGCUCCAAGAGGACAGCUUAUUUUUGCAGUAGGAGUGGGGGCUUUACUCUUCGUUCCUGUGUUCAAAGCUGUAACUGGGCUUCCACCUUUCAUGGGUGCUCUUCUUGGUCUGGGAGUUCUAUGGAUCUUGACUGAUGCAAUUCACUAUGGGGAUGAUGAAAGGCAGAAGUUGAAGGUGCCACAGGCUUUAUCACGCAUCGAUACACAAGGAGUUCUGUUUUUCUUGGGAAUACUCUUGUCCGUGAGCAGCUUGGAGGCUGCUGGAAUACUGAGGGAGCUGGCUAAUUACCUUGAUGUGCAUAUACCAAGUGCGCAAUUGAUUGCUAUUGCAAUAGGAGUGGUUUCAGCUGUUAUCGACAACGUUCCUAUCGUCGCCGCAACAAUGGGAAUGUACGACCUUACUUCUUUCCCUCGAGAUGCUGAUUUUUGGCAGCUUGUUGCCUUUUGUGCGGGUACCGGAGGUUCAAUGCUUAUUAUUGGAUCUGCGGCCGGAGUUGCAUUUAUGGGAAUGGAGAAGGUGGAUUUCUUUUGGUAUCUUCGCAAGGUAAGCGGCUUUGCUUUUGCUGGUUUUACUGCUGGAAUUGCAGCAUAUUUGGUCGGCCAAAGUCUGCAUUUCUCUCUUCCUGAUUCCUUGCCUGCGAUCCCUUUUGUCUCAGGAUCAUAAAUAUAGGCUUCAAUGCAAGAGGUAAAUUAUAACCCUUUCCACUACGUUACCUUAUUAGUUAGAAUUAAUUAAGGGGUGAGGAUUACAAUCAUGUUUAUUAUUAUCAUGCUGCAAUU